GAAGGAAGCUUUUAGAACCUGGGAAGGAGGGCACAUCUCCGGUUUUAACUAAUCAGGGCAGAGCAUUUUCUAGCCUCUCGGGGAGGGGGGGCACAGGUGUUAGUGGUGGUCCUUGAAGCCCUCUUCCAUCAUCAGCGGUGGUGAACAGGAAAGAACAUCCAUGGCAGCCGGCGGCUUCCUUCAGGAGUUCUGUCAAGAAACAACGUGCAACAUCUGCCUGGAGCCCUUCAACGAGCCCGUUACGAUUGACUGUGGGCACAAUUUCUGCCAAGCCUGCCUCACCAAGGUCUCCGGGAAGUCCAGCGCAGGCGUUUCCUGCCCUGAGUGCGGAGAGCCGGUCCCACAAAGGAACUUCAAGCCAAACCGGCAGCUGGCAAACAUCGUACAGCUUGUCAAAAAACUCCGGGUGUCUGAAACAGUGGAAAGGACGAGGGGAGUCUGCCAAAAGCACCAGGAGCCCCUGAAAUUUUUCUGCAAGGAUGACAAUGCCGCCAUCUGUGUGGUGUGCGACCGAUCUAAGGAGCACCGACAGCACAUUGUGCUUCCUAUAGAAGAGGUUUCUCAAGAGUAUAAGGAGGAAAUCAUCAUAUACAUGAAAUUUCUGAAGAAACAGAAAGAGGCUCUGGAGAGUCAUAAAGCGUCUGAAGAACUGCAAAGGCAGGAAUAUUGGAAACUGUUGGCGCUGAAGGAGGAGAAAGUCAACUUCGCUUUUGACAGCAUGCAGAUGCUUCUGGAGGAGAAGAGGCAGUGCUGGCUUGCUAACCUGCAAGAGAUCAAGAAAGAGAUGGAGAAGAAGGCAGAGGAAAACAUCGUGGGGAUCUCUGAAGACGUUUUCCGACUCAGUCAGCACAUGGCAGAGAUGGAAAAGCUGAUGACAGAGAUAGAGGCAUCCCAGUCGCCAGCUAAUGAAUUGCUAGAGGAAACCAGGCAAGCUUUGAACAGGUACGAGAAGAACUUAGUAACGUUUAAAGUGGACCUUUCUGCCAACUUGGAAGAAAGAAUCAGAUUUUCUUUUUUGAAAACCUCUGAAUUACAAAAGGCUGUGGAUGAUUAUAAAGAGUAUCUGGAGAAAACUCUGAACCCCUGCAAGUUGCCAGAAGCUGUGAAGCCAGAGAAUCUGAAACCAACUGCAAACAAAGUGAGCAUAACUCUGGAUCAAGACACAGCCCAUCCCUACCUGGUUCUUUCUGAAGACCUGAAGAUGGUCACCUGGGAAUCAAAGAAGAAGAGGAGGGAAUGGAAGAAAAGAAGUAUGCCAAACAACCCUGAAAGAUUUGACUGGGAAACCUGUGUGCUGGGAUGUGAAAAAUUUACCUCAGGAAUAAAUUGGUGGGUGGUGGAGGUAUCAGGGGUAGGAAGCUGGGCUGUGGGGGUCGUGAGGGACUCGGUCAAGAGGAAGGGGUCUCUGCAGUUUCAUCCCGAGGAAGGCUUCUGGGCCCUGAGGAAGUCCUUCCAGGACACGCAUUCGUCUCGCGAAAUUGUGGCCUUAACCUCACCUGACCCAACUCCUCUGAUGGUGAAGGCAGAACCUAUUAGGAUCAUCAUCAUCUUGGAUUAUGAGGGAGGUCAGGUGGAUUUUUUGGAUGCCGAUACCAGCAACCUGAUCUUCACUUUCCAGGCAGGAUCAUUUUCUGGAGAGACCAUCCGACCCUUUCUUCAAGUGAGGGAAUGGGGAUUUAGUCUGAAGUGCUGAAUGAAAUAUAUACUGUAUAUAUAUAUUUAUUUAUUUAAAAAACCACAAAAUGUCAUUCUCGGAAUCCCCCCAGUCAGCCCUGCUGGAUUUGGAAAAAUACCUUCUCAACGUUUUGAAAUGAAAUGAGAUGAGGAAGAAUUGGUCUGCCCCUGGAGUUGUUACACAAGCAAAAGAGAUGGAUUUCCUAUAUGAAAAAUCCACUCUUGUUUUUAAUUGUUUGACACAUUUUUUAAAUCUAGGAAAGUGUAUUUUAAGGCUUCUUUUUUUGCAGGUGUAUUUGCUUCUGCUGUGUCUGUGCAUCUCAAAUGGUGCAUGCUUGCUUUUAAGUGGGAAAAUAAAGUUUAAUUUGGAAAUA
Messenger RNA from Pogona vitticeps (central bearded dragon), 2048 nucleotides. Its product is annotated as zinc finger protein RFP. Gene Ontology annotation, molecular function: protein binding; zinc ion binding. NCBI's taxonomy places the organism in Eukaryota, Metazoa, Chordata, Lepidosauria, Squamata, Agamidae. The record is from RefSeq and is a predicted model, not a curated record.